AUGUCACCGUCGCCACCCCAACCUGCGACCGCGGAGAGUGGCUACAUCACCCAACCGGUCCCACUGGAGAACACGUACACGACGGACACGAGUCUACAACGAGCGCUGAAAUGGUAUCUCCCUGAGGCUACGCUUCGAUCGGUGGAACCGCACUUCACGCAGCUCGGGGCUGAAGCGAUAUCCGAGCGUGUCCGGCGGUGGAGCGCGGACGCCGAACGAAACCAGCCCUAUGUCAAGAGCCACAAUGUCUGGGGUCAACGAUACGACUAUGAUCGGCUCGUCACCACUGAGGGCUGGGAACAACUCGGGAAGUGGGGCGCUCGCCAUAAGAUUGUUUCCGCCGGAUAUGACUCUGCUUUGGGUCUGGAAAGAAGGACGGUUCAAUAUGCACUAGGAUUGAUCUCGGAAACUGAUGACCACUGGACCUCCGGUCAGUGGAUGACAGAGAGAGCGGGAGGAAGCGAUGUUCACAACACCGAGACAUGGGCAACCUACUCUCCACUGCCCAAGCCGUCAGCCUCCGACUCCCUUGGCGAUGGUGACUAUCUGAUCAACGGGUUCAAGUUUUUCUCGUCCGCCACAGAUGCCAAUGUCGCGCUGGUUUUGGCCAAAACCCCGUCUGGGAAACUGAGCACUUUCCUGGCACCCCUGCGAAGGACCAUUGUCGGAAGUGACGGUGUAUCCCGAGAGAUCUCAAAUGGGGUGCGAAUUCACCGUCUGAAGAAUAAACUGGGCACCAAGGAACUUCCCACCGCCGAGCUGGAGCUCAAGGACAUGAGGGCUCAUCUGGUGGGAGAAGUUGACCAGGGGGUUGUCACUAUUGCACCUCUCCUCAAUGUCACUCGCAUCCACACCUUUAUUGGCUCCCUCUCCGGCUGGCGCCGCGCUCUUAGCAUUGCUAAGAGUUUUGCAAAGGCCCGAACAACCGUGGGGGAGCCCCUGUGGCUCAUUCCCAUGCACCUGCGCCUGCUGGCAGACCUGGAAGUUAAGCAUCGGGGUGGCAUGAACCUCGGCUUCUUUACCGUGGCCGUUAUGAGCUUGGUGGAGAACCGAGUCACCCAACCUUCCGUGCACACCCACCUACCUCGCCCAGGCCGGGAAGCUAAUGUAGUGUUUCGCACUCUCACAGCCACCGCAAAGGCUGUGAUUAGCAAGAUGGCCAUUUUGGGCAUCCAAGAGUGCCAGGAGGCCAUGGGCGGUGUUGGUUACAUGGAUGAGGCGGAUGAGCCCGAGUUCAACAUAUCCCGGAUCCUGCGCAACACGUCUGUCAAUUCGAUCUGGGAAGGAACAACGAAUGUCCUGGCCAGUGAGAUGGUUCGCUUCCUUCUCAAAGCUGAUAAUAUGCAGGUCUUUGUAGGAUGGAUGAACCGCACGCUGGCGUUGAUCCGCACCGCCACUCUCCGGAAUGCUCUCAGUGCCAUGUGGUCUGCUCUACGGGCACGCUUCUCCCCCAGAACCAACCGCCUACAACCAUUCUUGCCGAUGCACGCCGACCCAGUGAGUAUGGAAAUUGCGCGUCGGUGGAUUCUUAGUGCCGAAGGCGGCGUUGGGGACAUGGUAUUCCAUGAUAUUGUCACAGUCCAGAAGAACGCUAGUCAUGAAGAUGGCGAGAAUCAUCUUCAGUGGGAUUGUAGAAUUGCCUGGGGUAUGGAGCUUCCGACUAACCGGGCAUCGGGGCAUCGGUCGAUGCAGAGCGCCAGCUCCAAGCUCUGA
Penicillium canariense is the source of this 1713-nucleotide messenger RNA. Its product is annotated as putative acyl-CoA dehydrogenase. Gene Ontology annotation, molecular function: oxidoreductase activity, acting on the CH-CH group of donors. NCBI's taxonomy places the organism in Eukaryota, Fungi, Ascomycota, Eurotiomycetes, Eurotiales, Aspergillaceae. The transcript is spliced from 4 exons. Bases 1 to 1713 code for a protein of 570 amino acids. The record is from RefSeq and is a predicted model, not a curated record.